Drosophila teissieri is the source of this 478-nucleotide messenger RNA. RefSeq lists its product as uncharacterized. The transcript is spliced from 2 exons. The record is from RefSeq and is a predicted model, not a curated record. Gene Ontology annotation, biological process: tRNA 5'-leader removal. The coding region runs from base 143 to 478 and encodes 111 amino acids. NCBI's taxonomy places the organism in Eukaryota, Metazoa, Arthropoda, Insecta, Diptera, Drosophilidae. Gene Ontology annotation, cellular component: ribonuclease P complex.
GCGCACAGCUGUUUGGGAAGCAGAAAGAAACAGCAAACAAGGGGAGUAAUUACAUAAAAAACACACUGACCGGCAACUUUUGGACGAAUUUUCCCGAAGUUUCCGCCAAAAAACAAAGGCACUUGGCACUUGCACCCAAAGCAUGAGUGGUUACCAAUAUUUGGACGUGAAGCUGAAACUCCGUGAUCCAGACUCCGUGACUUUGACGCCCGUAUUCUUCUUUGGCUGCAUCCACAGCUCCUUGGCCAGUAUAUUUGGCGAAAUCGGUGGACAAACCACACUGGACAUUGUGAAAUUUAGCUCCAGCCAAAAACGCUCCAUUCUCCGGGUGCCAGAGAAUUUCCUGGUUCGCGUUCGCAUCGCUAUAGCCCUGAUAGGAUACUACCAGGACGUGCCCUGCCAUUUUCAGGUGCUCAGCACAUCCCGCAAGCCCUUGGAUUUCGAGGAAUCCCCCGAGGAGUUCGUAGCAUUUAACUAG